Molecule: messenger RNA, 543 nt
Organism: Rhizoctonia solani
Lineage: Eukaryota; Fungi; Basidiomycota; Agaricomycetes; Cantharellales; Ceratobasidiaceae
Product: nitrogen permease regulator 2
Exons: 3
Coding region: 1-543 (180 amino acids)
Biological process (GO): positive regulation of autophagy; negative regulation of TORC1 signaling
Cellular component (GO): GATOR1 complex; vacuolar membrane
Molecular function (GO): GTPase activator activity
Source: RefSeq, a predicted model, not a curated record
AUGGACGAGAACUGGGAUUUGACGAUCGCGAGGGUGGUCCGGUUUGUGGAUGGAGCGAAUCAUGUCAAACGGAUAUGCGAACUUGCAGACGUGGAUUUGGAACUCGGAAGGUUGGCUGUGCAGCAUCUCUUGUUCUACCAGUGUGUUAUUAUGGUCGAUAUAUUCCAGUACUCGAAUAUUUACGCGCUCAAGCCAUCUAUUGAAUGGCUCGCCAACGAUCCGGGCGUACAAGAAGAAUGCCCAGGAUAUGUGACCCUCCCAGGACAUACUCCCCCUUCCUGGCCCGAACUCUUACGGCUCUAUUCUCGCCUCUCCCAUUCCCAAACAGUUCACAGCUGGCUCGAAUCCGCCUCUUCUGUAACCACCUCCCGCUCAAACCCCACAACUCCCAAAUCUCCUAUGGGUAUUUCGCCAGACAUCGUUUCUUCAAUUGAUCCACGGCGGUUCAUCUCAUUCGGGGUAAUCAAAGGAUUCGUCCGUCGCGUCCGACGGUGGCCAGUCCUGCUAUCGCGGCGCGGUAAACGGGGCCGGGACGGAUACUAA